AUGAGCAUCGCCCACGAAAAAGAACUCCACAUCAAUGAAAAUGGUGUCUAUCCAGUUGUCAAAAAACUCCCCUCCCCGUUAUGCUGCUUUAAAGUCAUGCACAUCAGGACCGGAACCCUGUGGAUUGCGUACUGGGAAAUUAUGUGGAUAGUAUCUCAAUGUUCGUUUUGGACAGCAGAAAGUAUAGUUCGUCAGGCCUUUCCUCCAUAUGUUAUAAUUGCCGGAUUCACGUUUACUUGCAUUCAAUUAGUUUUGGUGUUUUUCCUGAUCCAAGGAGUCCGGACGUUCGGAUUAGCAUACAUGGAAGUCUACAUGAUAGGUGUUUGUUGUAGAAUGUUCAUGUUCCUGUCGUUUUUCUUGACGCUGUUAUUCUUUUUUAUCAUAGCAGAUGACAACGACGAAGAAAACUCGGAUCAAUUUUUCCACCGCUUCCUGAUCAUAAAAAUGAUAUUCACGUGCGUCUACACACUUCUGAAGGCGUACGCUUUGUACACCGCCUACCGGUGUUACUCAUACAUUGCGAAAACGCGACGCGCUAUUGUGCAUCUCACAAUUUUCGAAGAUCCUGGCAGAUGUUUCUCUGCCGAAAUGUGUGACUGCGGAUACAUGAAUGAGGCCGAGAUUGUCACGGAAGACCAUAUUCCUCAGAAUAUAGCCCAAAAACUUCAUACCGUAAUGAACGAAACACUUGCGACUCCCGGAAUAUUUGGGAGCCAUCAGAAAGUCUACAUGACCAUUAUGUCAACUGGUUUUGAAAUUAAAAUUCGAAGAACUACAACAAAAGUGGAAUUCGGAAAACUUGUCGUAGUUUACUUGCAUGGUGCAGCCGAUGUGCUUGGAAUAGGCUUUUACCAUAACAACAGCAAAGAGAGAAUGAAGUUCACAAUAUUGAAAAUGAACAGCACAGAGGAAAAGAAAGGAAUCGCUGUAGCUCUACUGAGGUGCUGCGCUCGUAAAUAUGUAGGAAACCCAACGGAUUUUGAAACAUUCUUUUUUUAA
Messenger RNA from Caenorhabditis briggsae, 999 nucleotides. Bases 1 to 999 code for a protein of 332 amino acids. The transcript is spliced from 7 exons. NCBI's taxonomy places the organism in Eukaryota, Metazoa, Nematoda, Chromadorea, Rhabditida, Rhabditidae. The record is from RefSeq and is a predicted model, not a curated record.